This is a messenger RNA of Bemisia tabaci, 2705 nucleotides long. Lineage: Eukaryota; Metazoa; Arthropoda; Insecta; Hemiptera; Aleyrodidae. The record is from RefSeq and is a predicted model, not a curated record.
CGUCGGAUCAAGUGCGUAAUGGCGGGCCGCGUUUUCUCGGCGUUGUCGGUAUUGGUUCUCGCCUCCGGAACUUUGGCAGAGAAAUGGUGGGAGAACACGGUCAUCUAUCAGGUUUACCCUCUGUCCUUCUACGACUCCAACGGUGAUGGUAUCGGCGACUUGCGAGGAAUUGAAGAGAAAGCAAGUUACUUAGCUGAGUUAGGAGUUGGGGCAGUAUGGUUGAACCCUUUUUACAAAUCGCCGAAGGUUGAUAAUGGCUAUGAUAUUAGCGACUUCAGGGACAUAGACCCUCAAUAUGGCACGAUGGAAGAUUUUGAGAGGAUGUUGAGAACUUUCAGGGAUAAGUACGGAAUCGAGAUAAUAAUAGAUUUUGUUCCAAACCACACAAGUGACCAGCACGAAUGGUUCAAGAAGUCUGUCAAAAAAGAGGGUAAAUACACAGAUUACUACAUCUGGAAAGAUCCAAUAGGGUGGGACAGUGGUAAACCAAUUCCUCCAAACAAAUGGAUAAUAGUCCCAAUGCUCGGGGGUACGUCAGCGUGGGAAUGGAACGAAGAGAGGAAGCAAUUUUACUACCACGCUUUUUACAAAGAGCAGCCCGAUUUGAAUUUCCGAAAUCCAGACGUCAUCGAAGAAAUCAGGGACCUGUUCCAAUUCUGGCUGGAAAAAGGAGUGAAAGGCUUUCGAAUAGACGCUGUGCCUUUUAUUUUCGAAGACGAGGACUUGACAGAUGAGGCAUUCUAUGGCGAGCAAACCCAAUCUCUACCCGAAGCUUAUGAACUAGUGGAGGACAUGCGAGCUUUUGUGGACGAAUAUGGUGAAGAGCAUAAUGUGGAUAUUAUGCUGAUGACUGAGGCCUGCGUUAAGCCUGACAUGGUUUUAAAAUAUUUUGGAACCCCUGAAUCCCCGGGAGCCCACAUACCUUUCAAUUUCCUGCUCCUCACCCAUUUCAGGGAACAAACGAACGCUCGUGGGCUUAAUAACACUGUUGCCGGCUAUUUGGGAAGUUUGAAACCGGAUCAGAUGCCCAACUGGGUGUCAGGAAAUCACGAUAUGGUGCGGAUUCAGUCUCGUAUGGGAAGCGCUACGGAUGUAGACCUAGUGAAUAUGCUCAACCUUUUGCUGCCUGGUACUUCGACCGUCUACUACGGUGACGAAAUCGGCAUGGACAGCUACCAGCGCAUGGACAAAUCUGGACUCUCCGCAAAAUUGCAGGAGGACUAUCGCACUCCUCACAGGACCCCCUUCCAAUGGUCCGAUGAAAAAAAUGCAGGGUUCACCAAAAGUGAUACACCGUGGCUACCAGUGCACCCAGACUACUACCGAGUGAACGUAGUAGCGCAAAACAGGACCUCUUGCGAACCUGGCGAAACAACCCAUUUGAAAAACUUCAAGAAAAUGGUGGAAUUGAAGAGGACAAAUCUUGCUUUUAGGAAAGGAAAAGUUUCCACUUACGUGCUCGAUGACGACGUCUUUGCUUUUGUGAGAGCGUACGGAAGAGUGGUAAAUCUCGUCGUGUUUAAUUUGAGCAAGUCGCAGAGCAAACCAAUCAACCUUGCCAAAAAUAUUCCGGUUGCCAAAAAAGCUAAAUUGGAAAACAUCGAAGUCAAAAGUGUGAAUAUGCCACGCGAUCUAACAACAUCACAAUUGUUCCCUGGAGAUUUCACUAUGCCACCGAGGUCAGGAUUGGUUUUAUCUUUCAGACUGACCGGGAUAACGGUGCGUAGACCGCUCGACCUGUACUACGUCCCAAUAAGCGGGCCUUGCCGGGGUGCAAUGCUGGCCGCCAAACUCCUCGGCGUGGACCUGAACCUGAAGUUGGUGGACCUCCCGAACAAGGAACAGAUGAAACCCGAAUUCCUCCGCAUGAACCCGCAACACACAGUACCAACACUCGACGACAACGGGUUCUACCUCUACGAGAGCCGGGCAAUCAUCACCUACCUGGCCAACAGAUACGGCAAGUGCGACACCCUGUACCCCAAGGACCCCAUAAAACGGGCCAUGGUCGACCAGCGAUUGUACUUCGACAUGGGGACUCUGUUCCAGCGGUUCGGCGAUUACUGGUUCCCGUACAUGUUCGCAGGGGCUCCGAGGGAUGCGGCCAAGUUGGCCAAGCUUGAGGAGGCCUUCGGGUUCUUCGACACGAUGCUGGAGGGGUCGAUUUAUGCUGCCGGGGAUACGAUCACCGUGGCUGAUGCUGCGUUAGCCGCGUCCGUGUCGACCAUCGAGGCGGUUGGUGUCGUCGAUGUCAACAGAUACCCUAAUGUGAGUCGCUGGUAUAGGAAGUGCAAAGCCACACUGCCCGACUACCAGGAGACCAAUGAGAAGGGCGCUCUGGCUUUUAAACAGUUUGCCGAUCUGCUGAUUAACAAGCGUAAAUUUGCAGGUCCGUAGAUUGAUACCACUCGCGUCAACUCGCCAUGAUGGAUGAUUGAUCUAUUUUUGCAAUGAUUUUAUGUUUAGACCGUUGUAAGGAACUAGGAAGAUUUCAUGGGCGGCUGAAGUCAUUCACUCAUACAUUCUUCCUAAACAUUGAGGAACUCUCACCAAAAAGAAAGGGAUCUGAAGGGUAGGAUCUGAAACUUUCAGGCCUCAUAAUGUCAUUCUAAACAUAAAAGUAAAAACUCAAUUUUCCUCUAUAAAGUGUGUCUGUUUCAUUUAUUUCUGAUUGUGGCUGAAUAAAGAGAAUCAUUUUUAAAAAA